This is a messenger RNA of Fukomys damarensis (Damara mole-rat), 1874 nucleotides long. It is a transcript of the gene Iqcc, whose product is annotated as IQ motif containing C. Gene Ontology annotation, molecular function: protein binding. NCBI's taxonomy places the organism in Eukaryota, Metazoa, Chordata, Mammalia, Rodentia, Bathyergidae. The record is from RefSeq and is a predicted model, not a curated record.
UUUGGGUAGGAUUGGGACGUCCUCAGCUGUUCUGGGAGAGACCUGGCAGACGCUCCAACGGGGUGCGCCUAGCCCUAAACUAGACGAAGGCUGCCCUGGAGCCCGGGCGUAGUUCUGCGCCUGCGCACGUUUGGGACGGGCGCCACCUAAUGACGCAUUACGCAGGCGCGGGCCAGUGGCCGGUUAGAGUCUUGAUGGAGUCGGAGUUGCUCCUUCAGAGGGUGUCGGCGCUGCAGGCCUGCAUCCGGGGCUUUUUGGUCCGACGCCGAUUCCAGAGCCUUCCAGUUGAGUAUGAAUCGAUUGUACAAGAGAUCGAGGGAGACCUGGGCACACUUCAGUGGAGUGCAGGCUGGAUUCCCAGGCCCCAUUUUCUCCCAAAGGGCUCUCAGACCUCUGUGAUAUCUCAGAAGGCAAAAUCCCAUCGCUCUUGGAAAGGAGGAGAGAAAGUGUCAAGUCCAGGGCAGGAACUGCGGAACCACUUCCGCUUUAAAAAGCCUGAGGAAAAGGUCAUCUGGGAGGAGAUGGCACUGAAGAAGACAGGAGAGAGCUCAGCAAACUCUGGAAGUCUUUGCAGAGCUGACAGCUCCUGGCUUCAGGUUGAGCACAGCAAUAAAACCAGGUAUCCCAGCCAAGAGGAGACCAGAGACACAUCAAGGAUGGAGAACCCAGAAGCCACAAGGGCAGGACUGUCCCACGGCCAUCAUGAGCUCCAGGAGCUCCAGUAUCACCGAAGCCAUUUGGCCAUGGAACUACUAUGGUUACAACAGGCCAUCAACAGCCGUAAGGAGUACCUAAUUCUCAGACAAACACUGACAUCCCCAGAAGCAGCCCAGACCAGAGAUGAGCUCAGCCUGUGCCCAGACCAUGGAAAACAGGCCUGUGAGAAGGUGUGGUCACAACCAAGCCCACUGCUGGAAGACAGGACCACUGGAGAGCUAGACCUUCCAGAUGACUCCUGUCAGAAGGGCAAAUCACAACCCUAUAAGUCCCCAGAAAGUCUGGGUACUACCAACAAAACCACUGCUGGGGCUAAAGGCAGGGAACCAUGUCAUGGGAAGGCUGGGCCUCGCCGACUUAUACCAUCAGAUAGCCAGGCUGGAGGGGACAGAUUGACCAAAAGGCCAGAUCACAAGAGGCAGACCUUUAAAGAUACCUUCUUGUAGCAGAUGAAACUUCUGGAGGACCAGACCUCUAGGGCCCUCAAACAUAGAACCCCCUGUUCUGGAAAUGCCAGGGCACAGCUGCCUACACUUGGUGAAGACCCAGAUGUCGAGGACAAGUCUCUCAGAAAGCCAAACCACAAAGAGCCUGACUGUCAAAUAUCCAGGCCACAAGAGUUGGACCUAUCAGAGGACCACAUCAUUUGGAAUGGGACUUCAGCAGGGCCAGAGCAUGACCUGGUCCUGGACCUCAGGAGGACUAAAUCACCCAAAGCACAGACACCCUGUGAUAGAAACUCGGGAGACAGAAUGUCCAAUGAGCCUAGUCACAAAGAAUGGAAAAACCACAGAAGUGCACUUUGGAGGUCAAGGCUGCCUGAGAAUCUGUCUUCCAUGGGAUUAGAGGAGAUAAGAGAGGACCAGUGGAAGGGCAGACCAUUGAAACAGGACCCUCAGGCUAGACCCUGGGGAGCCAGGAAAUGAACAGGUUCUAAGUGGGGACACUGAAAGGGCAAUGGAGAAGGCAAGCCCUCAUCCUGCUAACAGCUCUAGCCAGUGGUGGCUGGCGGGACCGAGAGGCUGACGUAGAGAGCUGGCAGUAGAGGAAGAAGACAAAGGAUACCCUUUGUCCUCUCCCUGUGGCGCAAUCCAAAUUUCAGGUCAAGCAGUUACCUGGGGAAAGUAAAGUGGGAGGCCUGGGGAAUAAAGGUUUUU